CGGCAUCAUUGGCUAUCGGAAAGGAGUUGUGAUGGUACCAUUGUCACCAGUGGAUUGGUAUCGAGUGUGAGUACGGUGCUGCACGAUGUCCUGUUGCCGUGGACGGGUAUAAAGAGCCUCCCCGUUCGCGCCGUCUAGUCACAUUGGGUCACAACAUGUGGCAUGUUCAUGUACCUUCUUGUCCUUCUUCCGGCUCUGCAACAGCUCCUCGCAUCACUUGCCUUACGGCUGCGGCACAACAUCAGCAUGGCACGGCCUAAUGGAAAGAUUCAUGUCACCGUCGAGGUCACGGAGACUGAAUCACUAGGUUGCACGGAUACCUCUGAGACAGACUUUUUUCAGACCUUUACAGUUAUUACUGCCUCCCACGACGAAGCCGACACGUCAAGGCUCAACAUGGCCCCAAUCCGGAGUGUCACGACUUGUGCGACUCACAUUCCAGAACCUCAAGAAAAAUGCACCCAGCACGGCUCCAAAUGCGCGCUGUUGGAGCAUGAUAUGACCCGCGAAGAAUUGUGCGAACUGACUGGCGACAAACGAUGGAUGCAACCUGAAUGGGAUGAUGAGAUGUCGCUGCCACCAGGAUAUAUCGCGAUGAGGCUCAAGCCGAUGGGUUGGGGCGGCAUGAUAUGCCAGGCCAUACUGGGGGCUGUGCGUUGGUGUUUAUGCAUAGAGUAGUGCAGACAUCCAGCGCCUUUUAUCGCAUGUCAAUUACUACGAAUCCGCGACUUUUCUUCACUGAUAGGCUGUAUGAAGUGAUUACAUGAGCAGCGA
Microdochium trichocladiopsis is the source of this 774-nucleotide messenger RNA. RefSeq lists its product as uncharacterized. NCBI's taxonomy places the organism in Eukaryota, Fungi, Ascomycota, Sordariomycetes, Xylariales, Microdochiaceae. The record is from RefSeq and is a predicted model, not a curated record. The transcript has 3 exons. Bases 163 to 678 code for a protein of 171 amino acids.